Molecule: messenger RNA, 736 nt
Organism: Thrips palmi
Lineage: Eukaryota; Metazoa; Arthropoda; Insecta; Thysanoptera; Thripidae
Product: replication protein A 14 kDa subunit-like
Exons: 3
Coding region: 235-597 (120 amino acids)
Biological process (GO): double-strand break repair via homologous recombination; base-excision repair; nucleotide-excision repair
Cellular component (GO): site of double-strand break; nucleus; DNA replication factor A complex
Molecular function (GO): single-stranded DNA binding; damaged DNA binding
Source: RefSeq, a predicted model, not a curated record
UUUUCUUUCCCACUUUUAAAAAUACUUGUUAAGAAGGCUCAUAAGGCUAUCCUCUGAUUUUAGGGUAGACUUCAGUUGUUGGCCCCACUGAACGUGCGCGCGUUUCUUCUCGGCUGACAAAAAGAGAACGAGUGCUUUAUUCAUUUUUGCCGUUCUGUCGGGUUCUGUCGUUCUAUCAUUCUUGAGUGAAUUCUUCGUCUUCCAAAGGUCCGAAACUUCUUUUCUUUUGUCACCAUGGCAAAUGAAAAAUUUGGUGUUCCUAGAGUCAGUGUAACUGGCACCAUGCUGCAGACUAACCGGUACAUGGAAAAGAAUGUGAGGUUGGUUGGCUACGUCGUGAAGAACACUGGAAAUAGUGUUGACGUUAACACUGGAGAUAAUAUCACUGUCAAACUGCAAUUCGAUGCUCCACUUGAUGAACCAUUGGAAGGUCUCAUCGAUGUCUUUGGAAGAGUGACUGGAAAGGAUCUUAUUCUAGUAGAGCACUACCUUACGGUUGUUCCUGAAAUUGCUGAAGAUUUUGAUUUGCCCAACUAUAAUAAGGCUAUAACAUACCUAGGAUCCUCUGAUAAUCCGUGGACUCAGAUUGAUUUCUGAAACUGUCAAACAAGUUGACAAUGUGUGAUUAAUCUGGCUUUGCCGGCUUUGCUGUAUUUUAUUUUUUUUACCCCCUAGUAUUAUUAUGUUUCUAUUUAAUUGAUGUGUAUCAAGUCAAAUAAAUUUAUAAAUGAUGAUA